AUGCCCAAAAGAAAGGCUGAAGGCGAUACUAAAGGACAUAAAGCCAAGGUGAAGGAUGAGCCACAGAGAAGAUCUGCCAGGUUGUCUGCUAAACCUGCUCCUCCAAAGCCAGAGCCCAAGCCUAAAAAGGCCCCUGCAAACAAGGGAAAGAAGGUUCCCAAGGGGAAGAAGGGAAAGGCCAAUGCUGGGAAGGAUGCGAAUAAUCCUGCAGAAAACGGAGACGAUAAAACAGACCAGGCACAAAAAGCUGAAGGGGCUGGAGAUGCCAAGUGA
Molecule: messenger RNA, 273 nt
Organism: Onychomys torridus (southern grasshopper mouse)
Lineage: Eukaryota; Metazoa; Chordata; Mammalia; Rodentia; Cricetidae
Product: non-histone chromosomal protein HMG-17-like
Exons: 1
Coding region: 1-273 (90 amino acids)
Biological process (GO): chromatin organization
Cellular component (GO): nucleus; chromatin
Molecular function (GO): nucleosomal DNA binding
Source: RefSeq, a predicted model, not a curated record